UUUCAAUGGUUUUGUAGGUGAGGACUGGAUCGGAUUAUAUUACUUUACGUUCAAUAUAAUACUCCAUAAUGAGAUAUACACAAUAUAUAUUUAAGUGGUCCUAGUAGAAACUUGAGAAGAUUCGUCUGUUUCUCCGCGCCAGCAAAGCCAUUACAUCACUUCUUAACCAAAAAAGAAAAAAGAAAAAAAACCAUUACAUCACCUGCAUACACAUUCAAUGGUUCGUUGUCUAUAUAUAAACAAUUACUAGAAAGCAUACAUCAACCAUCAAUCAUAACAUAUAGUGUACAUAGAAUCCAAAGUUCAACGUCUUCUCAUCCUUAUCAGAAUUGAUUGAGUAGCAGCAGUAGUAGUAAAAAUGAAGAAAGCAGAGCUGGUGUUCAUCCCAUCCCCGGGAGUCGGUCACCUGGCAUCGGCAGUGGAGAUGGCCAACCUCCUCAUUUGCCGCGACGAACGGCUCUUCAUUACGGUGAUCAUAAUGAAGGCGCCAAUAUUUGACACCAAGACCAGUACUAUUCAUACCCAGUCAAUGUCUGAAGACGCAACCUCACGCGUACGUUUCAUUCAACUUCCUCAAAAAGAAUCAAGUUCAGAACACAAGCCCGGUGACUUUAUUGCCACCCUUAUAGAAAACAACAAGACUCGAGUGAGAGAUGUUGCGGUCGGAAUCCAAACCAAGAAUGGGCUUGCUGCGUUUGUUGUUGACAUGUUCUGCAGCGAGAUGAUCGAUGUGGCCGACGAAUUGGGGGUCCCAUCCUACGUCUACUUCACGUCUAGUGCUGGUUUUCUUGGCCUCAUGUUUCAUCUCCAGUCAAUCCAAGAUGACCAAAGCAAAGACAUUACUCAGUUCAAGGACUCGGAUACUGAGUUGUCAGUUCCAAGUUUUGCCAAUUCUGUUCCGUCUAAGGUCUUGCCAUCUCUGGUGCUGGACAACCAAGAUGAGUGCAGCAUGUUCCUAGCACAUGCCCGAAGGUUCAGACGGACUAAAGGCAUCAUGGUCAAUACGUUCACUGAGCUAGAAUCGCAUGCAGUGAAGUCCCUAUCUGACGGUAAGACCCCGCCAGUCUACCCGGUGGGACCUGUACUCAACCUCAAGAGUGGUGAGGGGGGCCACCAAUCCGACGCUAUAUUGAGCUGGCUCGACGAUCAGCCACUGUCGUCGGUGGUGUUCUUGUGCUUCGGGAGCAUGGGAAGCUUCGGUAAGGAACAGGUGAAAGAGAUUGCGGAUGCACUGGAGCGCAGUGGCUACCGUUUUUUGUGGUCCCUACGUCAGCCUCCACCAAAGGGAAAGGUAGAGCUUCCAAAAGAAUACGAGAAUCCACGGGAAGUCCUGCCGGAGGGAUUCUUGGAACGGAUGUCAGGGAUGGGAAAAGUGAUUGGUUGGGCGCCACAAGUGGCAGUGUUGUCACACCCGGCAGUGGGUGGGUUUGUGUCACACUGCGGGUGGAAUUCCACGCUGGAGAGUGUGUGGUGUGGAGUGCCCAUGGCAGCAUGGCCUUUGUACGCAGAGCAGCAAAUGAAUGCUUUUGCAAAUGUGAGAGAGUUGGGGAUAGCAGUGGAGAUCAAGAUGGACUAUAGGAAAGAUCCCAGAAGAGAAUUCAAUCAAGUGCCCUUAACGGCAGAGGAGAUAGAGACGGGGAUAAGAAAAGUUAUGAUGGAUGACGGGGAAAUUAGAAAGAAGGCGAAUGAAAUGAAAGAAAAGAGCAGAGAAGCCGUGACGGAGGGUGGGUCAUCCUACAUUUUUCUUGGACGUCUGAUUGAGGAUGUGAUUAAAAAUAUGGAUUAAUUUUGUGAUGUUUCUUGUUUUCCGAUUUUUUCGGACAUUUCCAUAUUUUGUGCAUUGUUUACUUUCUUGUUGAGACUAGUAUCAU
Molecule: messenger RNA, 1871 nt
Organism: Cornus florida
Lineage: Eukaryota; Viridiplantae; Streptophyta; Magnoliopsida; Cornales; Cornaceae
Product: anthocyanidin 3-O-glucosyltransferase 2-like
Exons: 1
Coding region: 359-1786 (475 amino acids)
Molecular function (GO): UDP-glycosyltransferase activity
Source: RefSeq, a predicted model, not a curated record